Messenger RNA from Phanerochaete carnosa HHB-10118-sp, 330 nucleotides. RefSeq lists its product as uncharacterized. Gene Ontology annotation, molecular function: nucleic acid binding. The annotation marks the transcript as partial. The transcript is spliced from 2 exons. NCBI's taxonomy places the organism in Eukaryota, Fungi, Basidiomycota, Agaricomycetes, Polyporales, Phanerochaetaceae. Gene Ontology annotation, biological process: DNA integration. The record is from RefSeq and is a predicted model, not a curated record.
GAUGGAGGGCCUGAGUUUAAGGGCGCAGCCCGAGAACUCCUCGAGAGAUACGGCGUCGCUGUCAUCUUGAGUUCGCCUUACCAUCCCCAAGGCAACGGCAUAGCCGAGCGCGACGGUAAGACUCUCCAAGACGCUAUCCUGCGGUGCUCGACCGGUUAUACCCCAUUCUUCCUCACCUACGGACAACACGCACUCUUCCCCUUCGAUAUCUCUGACCGCACCUGGCACGUCCUUGAUUGGGAUACUGUCCAAUCGACGGAGGACCUCCUCGCGCUUCGUAUCAAACAACUCGCGCGCCGUGAAGAGGACAUUGGAUCCGCCGUGCAACAC